GAAAAUAGAGAGAGAGGAAAAAAGCUGAGUAAAACCGUGCAGCCCUGAACUUCGACGCUUUCUUUCUCGCCUUUCAACCAAUCCGUUGAACGUCGUCGUAAGCUUCAUCUUCAUCUUCAUCAUCAUCACUUUCUUCUUUCUCUCACAGAUCCUUCCUUUUCUCCUUCAUCUUCCUUUUCCAUCAUCGCCCAGGAACACAUCCGAUCUGCAUCCUCUUCUUCGAUUCUCUCUCACAAUUAAUAUCUAGGGUUUCCGAGGACCCCCUCUAUUCAAAAAAGCAGAUUUUCUCUAUAAUCCCCCUUUGCUUUCAAGGGGUGUAAUUGGAUCUUGUAGCUGCUUUAUAAUGACCUCUAGCACGGCAGGAGAUCGAAGAUGGGGUACUACAAGAAGAAGUGGCAUGACUAUAUUGGGAAAGGUUGCUGUUCCAAAACCUAUUAACUUACCAAGCCAAAGGUUAGAAAACCAAGGCCUUGACCCAAAUGUAGAAAUUGUUCCAAAGGGGACCCUUAGUUGGGGCAGUAAAUCAUCACUGAAUGCAUGGGGGACAUCCUUGUCACCACAAACUGAAAGUGGCCCUGGUUCACCAAGCCACCUCAGUAAUCGACCUUCUUCUGGUGGAAGUGUCACUCGACCUUCAACUGCUGAUAGUAACAAAGCACAUGACUCUUCUUCCUCUGUUGCAUGGGAUUCAAACUCUCGGCCUUCAUCAGCAUCUGGGGUGUUUCCAUCUAAUCAGGCAUCAGUUGCACUACAGCGUCCACAUAGUGCAGACACAAGACCAGGAAGUUCCCAGUUAUCCCGAUUUGCUGAACCCGUGUCAGAGACUUCUGCAACAUGGGGUCAACAUGUGGCGGCAGAGAAGUUGGGAGUUGCUCCAUCAAAGAAUGAUGGGUUUUCUUUGACUUCUGGAGAUUUUCCUUCCCUUGGGGCUGAAAAGGAAACUUCUGAAAAGAGUACAAGGCCACAUGAUGCUGGACCUCACGCUCGUCCUCCAUCUUCGUCUGGAAGAUCUGUGGAAGGGCAAGGUGUAGAUUGCACAGAAGAAGCUAAUGAACGGAUUGGAGAGGCCAAUUCCUGGAGAAGAGAUAAUCAACCAUACAGUGAAGAUGCACCUAGACAUUGUAGAGAAGAAGGGCAAUUGGACUCACGUGGUUCACAGUCUUAUCAUAAUGCUAAUUUUCCUCCUCAGUAUGAUGCUUGGCGUGGUCCUCCAGUAAAUAAUCAUCAAGGUGGUGGCUGGUACGGAGGGAACCACCCGUAUGGUGCCCCAAUGGGUCCUGGGGGUUUUCACAUGGAUCCUUUUCCAUUUUAUCCUACGCAAGUUCCACCUUCUCCUGGACAUGGGGCUGGUCCUAGGGGUAAUCACGCCAAUAAUGAAAGAAUGUUCAGACCUCCAAUGCUUGACUCUUAUGUCCACCCAAGGAUGCAGACUAGGCCUGGGUUUUAUGUUGGUCCAGCACCACACGAUGGCUACUAUGGUCCUCCCAUGGGGUAUGGCAGUCCCAGCAACAGAGACCUGCCUUUUGCAGGUAGGCCUACUGGUCCGCAUGCUUAUAACAAUCAUUCUGGUCAAGGUGUAUAUGAUACGCCUGGAAGUUCAGUGUCAUUGGAACGGAACGAGUCAUCACAUUCUCAAGAAACACAAAGGCCAUACAAGGUUAUCCUAAAGCACCAAGAUGGGAGGUUUGGGGAAGAUAGAGCAAAGCGGGAAGAAUUUCUAGGAAAUAGGCUCCCGAAUGCAGAGAAGAUAGCUCAACAGAUGCAAACUUCAAGAAACGAGAGGAGAGAAAUCCGAAAUGAGGCAAGUGGUGAAGUACAACCAAUCAAAGCAGAACUUGCUGCCCAUGGAGAUCCUAGUUUGAUUCAGAAAAUCGAGGGCUUAAAUGCAAAAACUAGAACUAAUGAUGGUUGGCAAAAUACUUCAUCUGUCGUCAAUAGAGAUGAGCAGGAAAGCAAACCACGUACAGUCAAUUCUGGGAACUCUGUAAAUAAAGUUUCAGCAAAAAAUCCUCGAACUGGUCACGCAAGUGAUAGUAAGAACUUACACUAUAAUCAAGGUGAUUCUGCCACAAACAAAAAUGCUGAACUGGCAGCUAUGGGUGGAACUGCCAUAUUCAGGAGAUCUACUCAACAGACUCAAGGCAGAGCAGAUCCUCAGACCAAACGAAUAGUGAACAGUGAAGGCAAUGAUGCUUGGCAGAAGACAAACACAGAAAGCUUUCACGAGGUUAAUGUGGAUGACUCUUUGGAUACCGAUUCCAUCAGGAGGCCUGGGUCUGGAAUAUCAGCAGACCCAAACGACAACCAGCGUUCUACGAUGAGAGAGUUAGCCAGGCAGCGUGCUCAACAGAGGCAAAAAGAGGAGGAAGAAAGAGCAAGAGAUCAGCGAGCUAAGGCUCUCGCAAAACUAGAAGAGUUGAAUAGACGUUCCCAAGUAUCUGAGGAGGGUUCAGUUAAGAAUAAUGCUUCUCCCCCUGACAUGCCAGAAGAUCCUGGGUCUCAUUCAUCCGCUCUUGAGAUGAAGAACACUGUUGCAGUUGCAAAUUCCGUAGAACCUACUGGAGGAUCAGGAAAAAACACAAUGCAAAAUACGAAGACUUCAACAGAAUAUGCAAAUAACGUAGGCCCUACCCAACAGGAUAAUCUUCCACGUGAUCAUGAUGGCGGUGGCUCAAAACAAAAGCGCUUGGGUUAUAAGCAGAAGCAGCAAAAUAUAAUAUUUGAGAAAAAAACGACAGGGAGCUCUGUUGCUACUACAGAGGUGUUUGAUGUUGUUCCAUCUCCUGUGGUUGUUAAUGAAGGUGUCUCAAGCCAUAACUCAGACAUGCAAGCAACGUCAAGCGUUUCAGCUGAGUCAACUUUCCCGAAAAGAAAAAAUAACAGGAAUGGCAAGAAAAAGCACAAGGCUGAGGAGACAGCAACGAUGAAUACGACAAGAGUUGCCGUUGGAAAAGAAACAAAAUCGGGAGAUGAGUCAAUUGAGACUGGUAGGGCAAGGGCAGCUGCAAUGGAGUCGGGGUCUGUUUCAGUUCCAAGCCUGGAUAUCAAAGUGUCUGGUGAUUCGUCUGAACAAAUCAGUUCCUUCACUAAUGAAGAGUCUCAAAACAGGGGAAAAAACAACUGGAAAUCUCAACAUUUGCGUAGGACUCAAAGAAACUCACUGGUAAAUAAGCCUGGCGAGAAAUUUUCUGGCAACAAUGCUGUUAUAUGGGCUCCAGUACAUCCACAGCAAAAAGCUGAUGUUUCCACAGGUGGAGGGAGUCAGACUACUGUCCCUGAGUUUGGCACCUCUUCAAAGAGUCACCAUCAUGGACAGACUAGUUCUAAAAGCAAAAGAGUGGAGAUUGAAAGAUAUGUACCGAAGCCCAUAGUAAAAGAAAUGGCUGAGCAAAUCGUCAGUAAAAAUCUAGGAAACUCUGCUCCAGAUAUGUCGGAGAAUGUAAACAAGAAAGAAAAUCGUGGAGGUGAGGGUACAGGAGUUCUCGAACCUUCUGGUUCAACUGCAGGAAACUCUGGGUCUCCUUCAAAGUCAAGACACGGGAAUGGUCGGCAGGGAAAGCAUGGUAGAGAACAUGGAUCAUGGCACCAGAGAGGUUCUGGAGCACAUACUAAACCUUUGGAGGAUGGACAAUAUGUAACCUCAAAUCAGCCCAUUCGAGGAACAGUUAACUAUCACUCUAGUAACCAAACCGAACAAAUUACUGCCAAGGAUCAAACCACAUGUAAUAAGGAUGGAUGGAACGAUGGCUGGUAUAUGACUCCUGAAACGCAUUACUCUGCUGCUGAAGAAAUGGAAUCCAGUGCUGUUGGAAAAGAUCAAGGAAUGAGCAUGCACGGCAAGCAGCAUGCUUCCAGAAGCAACAAGGAUGGAGGAAGCAACUAUGGUGACCCUAAAAAAGCCAAUAAGAGGGAUUUCAAUAAAGCUCAUAUGCAGCACUCUGGCCAUGGGUUUAACCAACCAGAUUUGCCUGCUGCUUCAAAAGAAAGUCGUGUCCCUGGAGAUCAUGUGUGGCAUACAGCUAAUAGGACAGGUAAGUAUGGUGGUCGUGAAAGUACGAGGGACAAACCUUAUGGAUCUCAGAAAAAAGAUGUUGCUGGAUACGAGCAUCAAGGGUUUACUACAGAACAGAAAACGACAUCUGCUGAUACGCAAGCCCAGUCGCAAAACCGAUCUUCCAAUAAUGAGGUCCAGGUUGAGCAAAAUCCGAAUAGUAUGUUCCAAAAGAACACAGGGCAAGGUCGACGGUUUGGAAGAGGGCAGGAGUCACAAGGAGGUUGGGGUUUACCAGCGCAAGAAAAUCUGCACCAUCACCAUCAGAGGCCACCUUCAAACAGAGAUAGACAGAAGCAAAAUAUGCAUUAUGAAUACAAACCUGUUGGGUCACAUAAUUAUGAUGGAGAACGUAGUGGAGAACAAUCGAAAGAGAGUUCUCAGACAGAAGGUCCAAGAUACAGAGAGAAGGGACAGGGGCAGCAAAGGCAGGGUGGAUACCAACAGCAAAGGGGUAAUAGUGGGAGAAACACUGGUCAUGGAUUCACAGGUGAGAGAAACUAAGAUUGGCCUCUUAUCGUUAUUAGGUAGUUAAGAGCUGCGAUGCUGAGGAUAAUUGCAUUUUGAGAUAUGGCGAUUGAGGAAGCUAAUUCGUAGGCACAUAGCUUUGGGGGAUUGCUGAGAGCAGGCCUAUCCGAGGAGGUAUUGGCAGAUUAAAAAAAAAAGUCUUUGCUCGUGAGAGUUUAUUAUUAUAUGUUUCAGUCACUUGUUUGAAUAUGCGCUUAUCUCUACUGUAGCCUUUUGUAUACAUUUGCUGGCAAUUGGACUGACCUUGUUUCGUUAAGCCGUUGCUUUUUAUUGCUUCGUUCGUUUUUCCUAUGAAUUCUUCUCAGAUUGGGGAACCAUCUUACAUGACUAGCUUACUUUAAUUGCAUAUGUUUUUGUUGAGAA
Arabidopsis lyrata subsp. lyrata is the source of this 4942-nucleotide messenger RNA. RefSeq names its product protein MODIFIER OF SNC1 1. The record is from RefSeq and is a predicted model, not a curated record. NCBI's taxonomy places the organism in Eukaryota, Viridiplantae, Streptophyta, Magnoliopsida, Brassicales, Brassicaceae. Bases 344 to 4555 code for a protein of 1403 amino acids. The transcript is spliced from 10 exons. Gene Ontology annotation, biological process: epigenetic regulation of gene expression.